Molecule: messenger RNA, 627 nt
Organism: Microtus ochrogaster (prairie vole)
Lineage: Eukaryota; Metazoa; Chordata; Mammalia; Rodentia; Cricetidae
Product: olfactory receptor 10AG1-like
Biological process (GO): G protein-coupled receptor signaling pathway
Cellular component (GO): membrane
Molecular function (GO): G protein-coupled receptor activity; olfactory receptor activity
Source: RefSeq, a predicted model, not a curated record
AUGUGUUUCUUUCUAAUUUUGGCAACUACAGACAGUAUUCUCCUGGCUGUGAUGUCCUAUGACCGUUAUGUAGCUAUCUGCAACCCUCUACACUAUCCUCUGGUCAUGAAACAGACAAAAUGCACACAGCUGGCAGUGGUCUCCUGGUUUAGUGGCGUACCUUUCCAUGUAGGGCAAACUUGUCAGAUAUUUUCUCUACAUUUCUGCAACUCUAACCUGAUAGAUCACUUCUUCUGUGACAUAUCCCCUGUACUUAAGCUGGCCUGUGGAGAUACUUCUGUUAAUGAGCUGUAUGUCUAUGUAGUGACUAUUUUGCUUGCUGCAAUCCCUUUUUCAUUAAUAAUAAUAUCAUACAGCAAAAUAAUUGCCACCGUUUUGAGGUUGCCAACUGCUCAUGGACGGUCAAAAGCCUUUUCCACAUGUUCCUCACAUCUGGUGGUGGUGAUUUUGUUCUAUGUUUCUGCCUCUAUUACCUAUUUAAUGCCAAAGUCUAUACAUUCUGCAGUAAGUGACAAACUCCUCUCUCUUUUUUACACCGUUGUGACCCCUCUGUUCAAUCCCAUGAUAUACAGCCUUAGGAACAAAGAAGUGAUUGCAGCUCUGAGAAGAUUAUUACUUAGACCAUAG